Messenger RNA from Rhizophagus irregularis DAOM 181602=DAOM 197198, 810 nucleotides. NCBI's taxonomy places the organism in Eukaryota, Fungi, Glomeromycota, Glomeromycetes, Glomerales, Glomeraceae. The record is from RefSeq and is a predicted model, not a curated record.
AUGAAUACAGAAAAAGAUUUAGAAAUGUAUCAAAAUAAUGAUAAAGAUAAACAAGAAGAUGUUUUUCAGAAUCUUAGUUGCAUCUCCAAGGUUAAGGAAGAGGAAGUAAAUAAUCACAUAUCAACAGAGAAUAGAUCAUCACCUUUUUCUUUAGAAUUAGAAAGGAAAAGUACUUCCAAGUUCAACAAAUUUCAGGUUUGGAAAUUGUUCCAAGAUAAACACUUGGUUCCUUCUAGUAAAAGAAUCCAAAAUCCAAAUCAGAAUCCACAUGAUCUUUAUUUUCAGUGGAACAGUAAUAGAUCCUUGUCAAAAUUGCCAGAAAUUCCAGACCACUUACUUGACUUAUUGAGAACUAAACACCAUGGAAUUCAUAAAAUCACAAGUAAAGAUUCAUUAGAAUAUAUAUGGAAUGCAGAAUAUCUUAAGGACUUUUCAGAAAGAUUCAAAAUUACAAAUCCUCAUCCAGUACUUAUAAGUGAUUUUGGUUUUGUUGGUAUUAUGGUAGAUGAACAUGGUUGCAUAUUUAAGUGGAAUGAAAUGGAAAAAGAUAUGCAAUAUUUAGGGCCUGAUUUAAUAACUGGUAUCGAAAACCUUCUCUUUUAUCCUGAUAAUAUACUUUAUGAUGAGAUGAUAUCUGAUGAACCUGAAUUUGAAGAAGAGGAAGAAGGAGGAGAAGAAGUACCAAUGAAAGUAAUUAACCUGAGAAUGGGUACUAAAGGUAAUAAAGGAAAAAAAAAGAGAAAGAAUAGAAAGAAUAGAUCAAAAAAAAAAGAUAAGUUGACAUGUUUAAACACAUAUAUUUUAGCUUAG